UGUUUAAUGAUUCUCAAUAAUCUUAAAUAAUUAAGAGUGCAAUAACAAUAUUAAAGCUGGUAAGGAUUUCUCAUAAAACAAGAGACUACAGAAUGUUUUCAACUCAAAGCUUCUAACUUUGUUCUAACAUAUUUCCCGCCAAAGAGGAGAAACAGAAACAAAGUAAAGGAAAUGGCUUUGAGACCCAAAACCCUAAGGGAUUUCUUCAGUCCACGACCACACCCUGAAUCACAUCCACCACCGAAACGCUUAAGGGCUUCCUCUUCCGAUUCCGAUGGUCUCUCCGACCAAGAAAAGUCCCGCAUUGAGUUCCAAAAACUGGUGGCCAAUGCCAAACGCAACCUCAAACUGUGUUCCGACAGAGUCGAACAAGCUUCUGGUAAGCUCCCACCCAAUUUGGAGGACCUCUUGGUUGAAGACUCGUGGUUGGAAGCUCUCCCUGGUGAGCUCCACAAACCCUACGCCACCACCCUUUCCAACUUUCUUCAAGCUGAGUCACGCGCCUCCGCUGCCGUACACAUUUACCCACCUCCCCAAUUGAUCUUCAAUGCUCUCAAUUCCACUCCUUUUGAUAAUCUCAAGGCUGUUAUACUCGGCCAGGAUCCUUAUCAUGGCCCUGGUCAAGCCAUGGGUCUUUCUUUUUCAGUUCCCGAAGGGGUUAAGAUACCCUCAAGUCUACUCAACAUUUUUAAGGAGCUUAAGCAGGAUCUGGGUUGUUCUGUUCCUUCUCAUGGAAAUCUUGAAAAAUGGGCUGUUCAGGGUGUGCUUUUGCUCAAUGCUGUUCUCACUGUAAGAAAUCAUCAGGCAAAUUCACAUGCAAAGAAAGGGUGGGAACAAUUUACUGAUGCUGUUAUUAAAACAAUUUCACAAAAAAAGGAAGGAGUUGUCUUUCUUCUAUGGGGAAACUCUGCCCAAGAGAAACGGAGGUUAAUUGAUGAGUCUAAGCAUCACAUUCUGAAAGCAGCACAUCCAUCUGGUUUGUCUGCACACAGAGGCUUCUUUGGUUGCAGGCAUUUGUCUCGCACUAAUCAACUGCUAGAGAAGAUGGGAAUUGACCCCAUUGAUUGGCAGCUUUGAUAUAAUAGAAGAGCAAGUGUUGCGGCUGGGGCUUCUCCUUCUUUAAUAUGGAUAUACAGUCUUGACUUUUGACAGAAGAAAGAAUAUGGCAAAACCCUUUUGAUUAGAUCACUAAUCCUCUAUUUUGUUCCAACAGUAACCUCCUUUUUGAAGUUUAUUUAUAUUGUAAGGGGAAACCAUAUUGAUAUACUAGUAAUAUUUGAAGAACAUUACAAACAUUGUAUGACUAUGAAUUGAAUGGUAUUAUUUGUAAUUAAAUUUGAAGAUUGAAGUUU
Molecule: messenger RNA, 1352 nt
Organism: Cannabis sativa
Lineage: Eukaryota; Viridiplantae; Streptophyta; Magnoliopsida; Rosales; Cannabaceae
Product: uracil-DNA glycosylase, mitochondrial
Exons: 6
Coding region: 172-1077 (301 amino acids)
Biological process (GO): base-excision repair, AP site formation via deaminated base removal; base-excision repair
Cellular component (GO): mitochondrion; nucleus
Molecular function (GO): uracil DNA N-glycosylase activity
Source: RefSeq, a predicted model, not a curated record